UGUGUGUGUGUGUGCGCGCGCCUCUUGGGGAAGUGAGGAAGUGGUAUUUUGUGACUUAAACGUCUGUGCCUCUCCGAGAAGUUUUAAUUACUCUACUGAAACCUAGAAAAUGUUGCUUUAGCUUCACAUUUUUUGUGCUCCUCCCAAAGAAAGGGAGGAGUGGUUUGAGCUGUGUGCACCUCCUGGAAUUGCAAGGAGUGAACUGUAACUUAGGUGUGGUGUUUACAGGUUUUUUUUUUAGCCUCUUGUCUUUGUGUGCUCCCCUCAACGAAAGGGAGGCGUGAUUGGAGCAUUUGCAUUUGUUUAGGUGUGGUCUAUUUCCCUGGGAGGAGCGGUAAGGAGUAACUGAGUUUAUGAAUACAUGUACCUGCUCCUCCCUUAGUGUAGACCUUUCAUUGUAUUAAGAUAUGAAUAACAGUAUUGCCAGUAUGAAAAGUGAAGAUGUGUUAUUUGACCUUUUAGAAAAGCAUGGUGCUCGUCCCUGUUUGUCAGGGGUGGACUGGGCAUGCCAAAAUUGGCAUAAUUUGCAGAGCGUUUCGGACCGCAUUAGUGUCUUACAGAAUGAGGCUCGUUCACGAGCUGGAAAAGGAAAGGCGUUUAUUUGUGCUGUUCUCGGGGCUGCUUUAAAAGCUGCCAUGGAGUUUCGAAAUGAAAAGCAUUCAGCAGAACUCCAAACCGUAGAAGCACUACAGGAGUCGGUUAGAGUUACACAAGAAUUGGUAAAAACUCCGCAGUAUCAAAUAGUUAAUCUCGAGGAACAACUAGAAAGAGAGAAACAUAAUUCGGCCUUGUUGCAGAUGGCUUUCAAGGAACUGUUAACUAGUAAAGAUACUAGCAAUACUGUCACCCCGAGUUUGCCUCAAGAAAAAACUUUUCCUCAGGAGGAACUACAAGAAAUAAAGGAAAGACUAGACGAAUUAGAAACCCCAAUAGCCCCAUUGCAUCCCUUGAUAAAAACAGAAUAUACCUUCAAUAACAGCGAGGAUCUAGAUCCUCAAAUGAAUGUGAAGGAAAUUCCGUUCUCGGCCACCAAACUAGCAAAACUGAAAAAGGACUUUAGCUGCUCUCCAGAGGAAUCAGAAACAGAAUAUGUAUGGAGGCAGAGUCUCACUGGUGGCGACCAGAUUCAGUUAACAGAAAAGGAAGCAGAAGGUUAUUGGGCAGCAGGAGUAUUUUUAACUACUGGUAACAAUCGUGCUCCCUGGUCAUUAACGCAAAGGGCUGCCUAUUGGGCAGGUGGUCUCAACCCUUUAGAAAGGGGACACCCUCUUGCCAUUACUGGAACUACUGACCAAUUAGUAGAGAGCGUUCAAAAGGCUGCUUGUCUCCAACUGAUGUAUGAUAGAAAGCUGCAGCCACAUCAUGAAUCACCCAUGGUGAUGCCCGUUGAUCCUGAGAGAAUGACCCCUUUAAUUAGAGGGCUUCCGGAAUCACUGAAACCCAUAGGCAUACAAUUACAGGCAAGGAUACAAGCUAUGUCACAGGGAGAAAGAACCCGGGCAGUGUUAGAAGAAACUGUAACCCCCAAACAUCUGCAGUCAGGAUGCAAAGUAUGGACGUGGGGGGAGGCCCAAGAGUUAAUUAACUGUGGAAGAAAAUAUGGGCCUGUGGUUUCUUUUCCCAGUAAAUCCAAGCCUAGAGGUGUAAGGCUUGCAGCAGCCAGUCUUGCCCCCAGGCCACCUCGCCCUAAGCUCAGUGGGUCUGGAAGGGUCUCAUUGCCAGUAAAAACCGGUAGACAGAAUAUCUUUCAUAAGUGUAAUGGACUUUGCGUUUGGACGGACUGGAAAAAGGGUAUUCCACGAAAUUUGAUGGAUGGAUUGACAACAGGUAGGUUAGAGAAAUUAGUUAAAUGGUGGCCAGAACAAAAGCUCGAGAAUCUUGAGGAAAGCAAAACCCCAGGUCCUAGGGCCUCUCCCAGGGAACCUGAACGGCUACCCAAGCCAUUAGAAAACUGAUGUCUCCGCCCCUCCCAAGUGAGCGGGGUGGGGGCGGUGAAGGGUGGUUGUAUUAGAAAGCUCACAACAAAGGGAAACACUGAUCUCCCGGGCCAGCCUGUGUCGAUUGGCUCAGCUAACCUGAGGCUGGUUUCCUUAACCUUAACGGGAUACCUUAACAAAUAUCCUUGGAAGGCCAAGGACAUCCCGAAGAAGGAAUAUAAAAUUAACACUUGCUGGAUUGUUCCCUCAUUUUUUAAUCAUAUUAACAAAGCGUCCCCUCCCCCCCCCCUCAAAAAAAAAA
Tympanuchus pallidicinctus (lesser prairie-chicken) is the source of this 2238-nucleotide messenger RNA. RefSeq lists its product as uncharacterized. The record is from RefSeq and is a predicted model, not a curated record. Lineage: Eukaryota; Metazoa; Chordata; Aves; Galliformes; Phasianidae.